Messenger RNA from Euleptes europaea (tarantolino), 2898 nucleotides. It is a transcript of the gene VEZT, whose product is annotated as vezatin, adherens junctions transmembrane protein. The transcript is spliced from 12 exons. Gene Ontology annotation, cellular component: plasma membrane. NCBI's taxonomy places the organism in Eukaryota, Metazoa, Chordata, Lepidosauria, Squamata, Sphaerodactylidae. The record is from RefSeq and is a predicted model, not a curated record. The coding region runs from base 95 to 2497 and encodes 800 amino acids. Gene Ontology annotation, molecular function: myosin binding. Gene Ontology annotation, biological process: cell-cell adhesion.
CCGGUCGAGCCCCACGGAGGGAUUAUAGCGCGGGGGCUCGGCGAACUCGGUUUCCCAGAGUGCCCGAAGAGAGUGGCACGGAUGGCGGAGAAGGAUGACACCGGAGUUUGACGACGAAGUGGUGUUUGAGAAUUCACCACUUUAUCAAUACCUACAGGACUUGGGACACACUGACUUUGAAAUAUGUUCACCAUUGUUGCAAAAGCCAGAAGAAUGCUCAUCCAAAGAGGAGCAAAAAGAGCUGGAUAUGAGUUCUAUUCUCAAGCAAGACAUCCUAUCAAAACUAGCUGAGAGAUUUAAAAGCUGGCUUCCUUUUCUACCAUAUAAGAAAAAAGAUGAUAUACUCCAUCAAAUGGAUGUUGGUUUUCGAUCGGAGGUUCUCUGCACCAUCCUGCAACAGGAAGUUCUGCUGCAGGAGGAUGUUGAACUGAUUGAGCUACUUGACCCCAGUAUCCUGUCUGCAGGACAGCCCAAGCGACAGGAACAUGGACAUCUUCCAACACUACACUCCUUAGCAACUCCUAAUAUUUGGGAUAUCUCACUAUUGCUUGCCUUCAUCAGCACACUGAUUAUGCUUCCUUCUUGGUGGAAUGGAUCCCUGGGACUGGUGUGGGGAAUAGGCAUGUUUGUUUACACAUUUGUACGAAUUUUGGACACUUUGAGGACAGCCAAGCAGCAAAUGUCUCUGAGAAAAUGCCAAAUUCAGCUAGAAGACACAGUGGUUAAUUGCCGAGCUUUCACUAACCUUGUGAGGAAAGCUUUACGACUCAUUCAAGAAACAGAAGUCAUUUCCCGAGGAUUCACUCUUUUGCUUGACAGGGUCAGUGCUGCUUGCCCAUUUAAUAAAGCUGGACAGCAUCCUUGUCAGCAUCUUAUUGGUCUUCGGAAAGCCGUGUAUCGAUCAGUAAGAGCCAAUUUCAGAGCUUCAAGACUAGCAACCUUGUACAUGCUGAAACAAUAUCCACUGAAUUCUGAGAGUGACAAUGUGACAAACUACAUCUGUGAGGUGCCUUUUAAGGAACUUGGCCUGGGACUGAGUGAAGAGCAAGUAUCUGAAGAAGAAGCACACAAUUUCACAGAUGGCUUCAGCCUGCCUGCACUGAAGGUUUUAUUUCAACUUUGGGUAGGGCAAAGUUCUGAAUUCUUCAGGCGGCUGGUUCUUCUGCUGUCUCCCUCCAAUGCUUCCCCCAAGAAUCUUAUUACGCCGGAAAGUUUGCCUCUUUGUAUAUUUUCUGACGUGACUCAAGGUCUGCCUCAUGCUCACGCUGCCUGUUUAGAAGAACUUAAGCGAAGCUAUGAGUUUUAUCGGUAUUUUGAAACUCAUCAUCAGUCUGGUCCUGAUCGUUCAAUCAAAACCAACCAAAAGUCACGAGAGCUAAACCAUCUUCAUACCGCAGUGCGUAGUUUGCAGCUCCAUCUAAAGGCCUUACUGAAUGAAGUAAUAAUUCUGGAAGAUGAACUUGAAAAGUUUGUUAGUUCCAAGGAAAGCCAAGAACACACUUUAGAGGCCUACCAAGUUGUAGAACAAAAACUAAAGUUGAUUCAGCCUCACAUGCAAGCUAGCAACAGUUGCUGGGAAGAAGCCAUUUCUCAGGUGGAAAAAAUGGUUCGAAGAAAUUCUGAUAAAAAAGACAAACCAGAAGUGUCAGGUGAGAACAAGCAUUGCACCGUGAUACCAUUACUACAGCCUGCUGUACAUAUAGAGGACAAAGACCCAAUUCCUGAAGAACAGGAACUUGAAGCAUAUGUUGAUGAUACAGAUAUAGACAGCGAGUAUAAGAGAGAUGACUUUUAUUACUUUUCCCUGGAAGACAGAGAGAGACAAAAGCGUGAAAGAGAAGAAUCCAAGAGAGUCCUGCAGGAACUAAAAUCUGUGUUGGGAUUUAAAGCUUCAGAGGCAGAAAGGCAGAAAUGGAAGCAACUCCUAUUUAGUGACCAUGCUGCAGUGAAACCCUCGUUUACUCUAGAGCCAGAAGAACCUAUCAAUAUUUCAGUAUUGCCUACAAAUUCAGACUCUGGCAUGCAGGUUUACAGCAGAAAAGAGGAUACGCUAGAAGAGACAGUCUCCAAUCCAAAAUCACAUGCCAGUGAUGAUGAGGAAGGCAGGACGGAAUACUUAUCUGAUGGGCCUGGAGUGAGGAAAGAAGCCAUUGCUGCUAAUGGUGACUCACCAGUGUUUGAGAAAAGAGCAUGUUACCAGUGCAAUGGAGAAGAAGAAUCCGAGCCAUUUGAUAUGGACGGAGUGAAUGUGCUGCAGCCACCUGAGAGAGAUGUGCUAAAGUCCUCCAUCAAACAAAGGUUGGCACAGCUCCACAUAUCAACAGAUUUCAAUUUCACAUCAGGUCUAGCAGCACAGGUUGCUGCUCGUUCACUCACAUUUACAACCAUGCAAGAACAGACGUUUGGAGAUGGGGAGGAGGAAAUACAGGAGAGUGAAGACUUGUUUGUAAAACAAAACAAAGAUGAAGUAAAGGAGUGUGAAAACGAAGGUUUAUAGAUUGUACUUGAACGUUGCCUGUUUGAAUAUUACAGAAGGCUAGUGGAAUAACUGAAUCAGCACAUGCAAAGAGAUUCAGAGCUUGAAAAUACUGAAUGGAAAUGGCAAGAUACUACUUGUGCUUUUUAAAAUUGUGAUAUCAAUUUGACUUUACUAGUCUUUGGUAAUAUAUACACAUGCAAGAAUAAACCAAGCUCACGGUAUGUAAUAUGGUUCUUACAUGUGUCAUGGAUGUCUAUGUGGAAUUUCUUUUAAUAUUUUAUCUUUAUUUAUUUAUAUAACAAGGCUUUUCUUCCUAACAGGAAGAGCAAAUUGUCUUUGUCACUUCCUAAAUACUGACUUUAAUAAGAACCGUAACUGUAACACUACUUGAAAUUGUUCUUUUACAAGAAUAUAAAUGG